AUGGUGGAUGGUCUUUUGGUUUCAUCUUGUCCAGCAAUAAAAGAUCUUGGUGUGAUUAUUGAUUCUGGUCUUUCAUUCGAAGCUCAUGUAGAUAAUAUCACUCGGGUAGCUUUCUUCCAUCUUAGGAAUAUUGCUAAGAUAAGAAAUAUGUUGUCGCUUCAUGAUGCAGAAAAAUUAGUUCAUGCUUUUGUUAUCUCUAGGUUGGAUUAUUGUAAUGUCUUACCGUCUGGAUGUUCCAGUAGGAGCAUACACAAGCUCCAGUUAGUCCAGAAUGCAGCAGCUAGUGUCCUAACUAGAACCAGAAGAUAUGAGCACAUCACUCUUAUUUUAGCCACACUACAUUGGCUCCCAGUCAAAUUUCGCAUUGAUUAUAAAAUACUGUUACUAACCUAUAGAGCACUAAAUGGUCUUGCGCCGCAGUACUUGAGCGAUCUUUUAGUCUUUUAUGAUCCGCCACACCUACUCCGAUCAAAGGGUGCUGGUUACUUGGUAGUACCUCAAGUAGCAAAGGCUACAGCAGAGGGCAGAGCUUUCUCUUUCAAAGCCCCAAAGUUAUGGAACAGCCUUCCAAUUAGUGUUCGGGAUUCAGACACAGUCUCAAUGUUUAAGUCUAGGCUGAAGACACAUUUGUUUAGUCAAGCUUUUAAUGUAUAGUUUUCUUAGGUAAAGGAGCAGAUCAGGAAGGUUCAUGGGCAUAGAGUGUUUGGUGUACUGGGAUGUGUUGGAUGCUGUCGCCUUACCACCCUCACAAGUUGCUCAGGUUUGCUGACUGUGAAGUGGUUGGAUGCUUUAUGUCCCGGGAAGCCUUCAUGUCUGUGACCUUCUGGCUCUCCCUUUUAGUUAUGGUGUCAUAGCUAGUCUUGCUGGAGUCCCUGUCUGCACUUUACACAUAAUUCUACAUUGUCUUUAAGCAUCACAUGAUCAGAAACUUAAUAUCUUUCUCUUUCUCUCUCUACCUUCUCUGUGGAGCUAUACACCCCACUCCUGAGCUCCCAGUGUUUGCCAGUUUCCAGUGCGACCGCUGCCCUACCCCUGGUCGGAGUCUCGCCACUUGAUGGUGCCCACUGAUGCUGUGGAUGGAUAUGUGUGGCCCAGGAGACAGCCAUGGACAGAGCCACUUGGGGACUUUCACACCAUCACAGAUAUGCCAUUUCAUCUAUCAGCCCGUGACAGCAAAGAACUUUGAAUAAUGACCUUAGAAACUACAAUGACCUAAUAGUUCCUCAUGGGUCAUUGAUUGCUGUUGUAGAAAGGACAUUAAUCAGCUACAGUUACAUUAUUUUCUGUUUAGUGUCACCCAGAUGAGGAUGGGUUCCCUUCUGAGCCUGGUUCCUCUCAAGGUUUCUUCCUUCCAUCCCAGGGAGUUUUUCCUUGCCACCAUUGCCACAGGCUUGCUCAUUAGGGAUAAAAUAGGAUAAAAUAGUCUAAUUAUAGAAUUUAAUAAUUUAUUCUUAU
Messenger RNA from Hemibagrus wyckioides, 1455 nucleotides. RefSeq lists its product as uncharacterized. The record is from RefSeq and is a predicted model, not a curated record. Bases 1 to 654 code for a protein of 217 amino acids. Lineage: Eukaryota; Metazoa; Chordata; Actinopteri; Siluriformes; Bagridae. The transcript has a single exon.